This is a messenger RNA of Rhodamnia argentea, 660 nucleotides long. RefSeq lists its product as uncharacterized. The transcript is spliced from 2 exons. The record is from RefSeq and is a predicted model, not a curated record. Lineage: Eukaryota; Viridiplantae; Streptophyta; Magnoliopsida; Myrtales; Myrtaceae. Bases 131 to 547 code for a protein of 138 amino acids.
CCCAACGGUCCAUUUCCCUCCACAAUUAUAACGCAAACUUCAUUCCCUGAACUUAGCGUUCACGCUCUCUUACCUUACUCUCUCUCUCUCUCUCUCUGAACCAAUCAUCGGCUCUUUCUCUCUCUUCUCCAUGCAGGCACCCAGUUCUGAUGCCUCCGCCACGGUCCAGCACGUCGAUAGGAAGCGUUCGGACCAGCUCCUCAGCAAGUUUGCUGACUCUGGCGAGCACGAGAGAAAAGAUCCGAGGGCCCCAAAGCGCCGGAGGAGGGACCGGCGGGUAGCGGCCAGCGCGGACCUGUGCGAAUCCCAGGCACUGGGAGAGAGGCGAUCGCUGCUCCCGCCGGUGGAGCGGAGGUCGGCCUUGCUCUGGAAGCUCGGGGCAAUCAGGCGGGUGCAGCCGGGCACGCGGAACGUCAGGAACAAGUCGCUGUUGGGAGCUAUUGAGAAGACAUGGAGGAGGACGGUGGAGGGAGCGUCGCGAGUGUUCGUGGAGAAGCAUUACAAUCGUCACAAGCGCUUGAUUAGCGACGCCGUUGAAGUUUCUUAAUCAUGAUUAAAUUAUUUUAUUUAGACCAGGUUUGGCAGAUGGAGACAUGGUUGUAAACUGUAAAUUUUUAACGUCAUUUUCUGUUUUUUUUUUGUUUUGUCAAAUUUUCCUGA